GGCUGUCGCGGGCGCCGGGAAUUCUGGGGGCUGCGCAGGUCUUUCCCAUUUGCUGCUGGGAGGGAAAGCGAAGAUUCUUUUCCUAUCAUUUUGGAUCCUUGACUUCAUGGGAUGAGAUUCUGGCUAGUGAGAGCCAGUAGAAAGCCAGACCAGGAAAGUAGGGACAAAGUGUCUAUGUGGGUCAUCUGGUACUGCCAAAACAAGGAGAAACGGACAGAUAGACCUGGCUGAAGCAAAGGCUGAUGACAAUGGCAUCCCAGGUGCUCCUCCCAUUAAGGGUAUCCGUGCUGAGCAUAAUGCUUUGGCUGCUGGCAGCCGCAUACAUUUCUUCAUGCCUCAAUAAUCAUGUCCAGAAUCAGUUCUCACUGUCCAAUCCAGAGAAGAGCAGUGUUCAGGAAAAAAAGAAAGAGACAUCAACAGAGGAAGAACUUGACAAUGAAGACCUAGACGUAUUUUAUCCCACAAACCAAUGGCAGACCCUGCAGCCAGGUCAAGCUGUCCCUGCUGGUUCCCAUGUGCGCCUGAAUCUGCAGACUGGAGAGAGAGAAGUAAAGCUCGCAGAUGGGGAAAAAUACCAAAAUAACUUGAAAGAGCAAAAAAAAGGCCAAAGGUUGGAUCUCAACACGCAUGGUUUCACAUCUCAGGACCUCAAGAGUGCUCUUGCAAAAUUCAAGGAGGGAGCAGGGGCUGAAAAGGAAGAUAAGGCUCGGCAGGAAGAGGUCAGGCGACGUUUCCGCCCUAUUGAAGAUCUGAAGAAGGACUUUGAAGCAUUGAAUGUUGUCAUUGAGACUGACCUUCAGAUUAUGAUUCGGCUGAUCAACCAGUUCAACAGCUCCAGCACCACCCUGGAAGAGAAGAUAACUGCUCUCUAUGAUUUGGAAUAUUAUGUGCAUCAGAUGGAUAAUGCUCAGGACCUGCUCUCCUUUGGGGGUCUUCAGGUGGUGAUCAAUGGGCUCAACAGUACUGAGGACUUGGUGAAGGAAUAUUCUGCCUUUGUGUUAGGUGCUGCUUUCUCCAGUAACCCCAAAGUCCAAGUGGAGGCCAUAGAAGGCGGUGCCCUCCAGAAGCUGCUGGUCAUCCUGGCGACUGAUCAUCCUUUGGCUGUGAAAAAAAAGGUGCUGUUUGCUCUGUCAUCCCUUCUUCGGCAUUUCCCCUACGCCCAGCAGCAGUUCCUGAAGCUCGGGGGCUUGCAGGUGCUUCGGAGCCUGGUCCAUGAGAAGGGCAUGGAGAUGCUGGCUGUGCGCGUGGUCACCCUGCUCUAUGACCUGGUCACUGAAAAGAUGCUGGUGGAGACGGUGGAGCCCGGCCAGGACCCCCCGCCGGAGAAGGUGCAGCAGUACCGCCAGGUGUCGCUCAUGCCGGGGCUUCGGGAGCAGGGCUGGUGCGGCAUCGUUUCGGGCCUUCUGGGGCAGCCGGACCAUGACAUGCGGGAGAAGGUGCUGCGGACUCUGGGCGCCCUCCUGGCCCCGUGCCGGGACCGCUACCGCCAAGACGCGGCCCUCGGCAGCACGCUGCAGGGCUUGCGGGCCGAGUACCAGGAGCUGGCGGCCCAGGAGCAGCGCGACGGGGAGGAGAACGGCUACUUCCAGGAGAUGCUGGGCACCAUCGACAGCUUCAUCCGGGAACUUCGGUGAGGCCCUCGUGGCAGGCGGGCGGACGGUCGGAGGCCCUUGUGGGCUCGGAGCCGAGGGAGGCUCUCCGCCUCCCCCUGUCGGCCAUUAAACGGAGGUGUUGAGAGCUC
Gracilinanus agilis (Agile Gracile Mouse Opossum) is the source of this 1741-nucleotide messenger RNA. It is a transcript of the gene SIL1, whose product is annotated as SIL1 nucleotide exchange factor. Lineage: Eukaryota; Metazoa; Chordata; Mammalia; Didelphimorphia; Didelphidae. The record is from RefSeq and is a predicted model, not a curated record. The coding region runs from base 243 to 1634 and encodes 463 amino acids. The transcript is spliced from 11 exons.